AUGCCACCCCUCUCUCCAUUGGUCGGACCGCAUGAUGUUGAAGCUGCGGGCACCAGGACUCCUCCCGAGCAGGAGCCCCAGGGACAACAUGAUGUUCUUGACCAAGCGGACUUUGAUAUGUUCAACUCAACUUUUAGAACUACACCUACACCCCCGCCUCCGCCGGAAGAUGAAUUUCACGGUACUUCUAGAGAUACCCUCGGUCCGCUGCCGUCACGAA
Molecule: messenger RNA, 220 nt
Organism: Amoebophrya sp. A120
Lineage: Eukaryota; Dinophyceae; Syndiniales; Amoebophryaceae
Source: the annotation of a GenBank genome assembly